AGCACCUUCAGACUUACGCAGCAUCGGCACACGCACCGGGUUUCACACACACACACACACACAAAAAAUAAAAAGGAGAAACAAGCGGUGUAACGGGUACACGAUCGGCCGCAAAAUUUUUUUUGGCUGCCACAACAGAAGAGGAAUGUCGACGCAGCCGCCACCACGCACCUCCUCCUUCUUAGCAAAACAACUGCAACAACAACAACCAAAACGGGAGAGCGUCAGUCGAAGCGCAGUCUCUUUGCGGAGCAGAGAAGUACUGCACACGCGCACCUCCCGCACGGAAAAACCGUAAACACGCUUUUUGUUUUUCUCUUACAGUCACAUCAACUGUGCGCGUGUUGCUUCCACGCGAGCGAGAGAAGUUGGUGCACGCGAGAUCUUCGAUCCCCCACAAAAACAAACUCUUUGUCCCAAGAGAAAGCAAACAAAGGAGACCCACGAGCGGCGGUAUGAACCCCUGUCCAUCAGACCAACUCCCAGUGUGCGCGUAUGACGGCCACUGCUACCGCAAAAACCCACAACACUUUCAAGCAUACUCCCACCCGCUGCAGUACCCGCAGCAGCAACUUGACACCGCUACCACAGCAGGCGCCGACGAGCCGCAGCAGAUGCCCUCCAAGCGCUGCCGCAGUGAGGAUCACUCAAGCUCCAGCGUUCAUGGCGCGGACAGGCAAGCUGCGGGAGAUCGAGCACUGUCAAUACAGGAAGCUGAUCUUGCCUCUCCUGCUCAACUGCUUCAUUUUCUCACACACGCCCCACACCUCUCUGCGCUGGUCUCGCUCGACAGCAACAACGGCAAAGACACGACAGGAUUACUGCACAUUGACGUACAGCAUUACUGGAGUGGUGUCGCCCAGGUGCUGGAGCAGGCGUAUGCUGGCAUGGGCUUUCACGCGGAGGAUGUGCAAUGCGUGCUGACCGCCGCGUGCGCGUUGAACCCUGCGAACCCUCUUGCGGCGUUCCGGGGGUGGCGGCUUACCGGACCUUUUGAGCUGGCUGUGCGGUACGGCCAACUGUGCUCCAGCAGUGCCCGCUACAAUAAAGGCGAUGCUGAUGCGAAGGCCGCUGCCGAAAAGCUUAAAGAGCUUCUUCACGGACGCAACGCGGAAGACGAGGUACGCCGUUGGCGGUGCGGGCGCUUCCGCUACGACCCACCGGAGUGUCAAACGGUUGCCAUGCAGGUCACCUCCGCGGGCACUAAAAACAAAGAGCUCACCCUUGCCCAGCUGGAUGCUGAGGGUGUGCAUAUCUGUUUCCACCGCGACGAGCCUUCCGACGCACCCGGCAUGCUGGCGGAAGGCACGGCGCGCAGGCCGAAAUUUACAAUGUUGAACGGGAAAGGGUGGCUGUCAGCUUACCUCUGUGCGUGGUAUCGCGCAGCAGGCGACGCAGAGUCGCUGGCCACCGCACACGCCUUGCAAAGCGCUCUUGACGCUUUAUCAGCUGUCACGAAGCCAAACUGUUGCGCGGGUCUUAAAACGAGCUUUGCUGAAUCCCUCAGCGCGCAGCGAACUGACGUUGCGAAGCGGCUCAAGGCGUGUGUGGCGCCCCUCUACAGCGGGCUCGGCCUUUGCGUCCCGGUGGACAAGACAACGGAGAUCGGCUAUCGCGAACCAAACAUCCCAGCUCGGGUCUCUCUUGCGAACUGCCUGCGCGACUGGGAGGCGGAUUUUGUAGCCGCUGCCGCUUCGCCUUCCACCUCUGACGACGGCACCCACGACAGCAGUGCAAGUCCAGCGACGGCGCUCGACUCCGCACCGUACAGCAGAUCCGUCAACUUUGCGCGGUUACGGGAGGCGCACCCGUUCUCCGCCAAAACGAGCGAAACUCUCGACGGCAUUUUUCUCUGCGCGGACAUCGCGAACGACGAGGCCGACUUCGGGACCUCGCUGGAGCUGGGCUUAAAUUGUCUUACAUGCGUCUUGGCCGACACGUGCGUGGUGGCAGGGAGAAAACGGUGUCAGCGUGUUUCUUUAGAAGAGAAUGAUGGUGCAAGUGUGGACGGUGCGACGCAACGUGCAUGUCACACCCGCUAUGCGGAGGAGAGCCUCAUCGAUCCGGUAGUGUGGCACACCUAUCGCCUGCUGGAUUGCGCCUACAUGCUGCUUCAGCGUCCGCUCUAUCGUCAUAUCCUCCGUUGCCAUCUGCCGCUGCUGGCGGACGCCAACUGCCCCAUUCUGCUUGACAUGCACGAGUGA
This is a messenger RNA of Leptomonas pyrrhocoris, 2204 nucleotides long. RefSeq lists its product as hypothetical. The record is from RefSeq and is a predicted model, not a curated record. NCBI's taxonomy places the organism in Eukaryota, Euglenozoa, Kinetoplastea, Trypanosomatida, Trypanosomatidae. Gene Ontology annotation, molecular function: histone binding; poly-ADP-D-ribose binding. Gene Ontology annotation, biological process: regulation of protein ADP-ribosylation; DNA damage response. Gene Ontology annotation, cellular component: nucleus. Bases 456 to 2204 code for a protein of 582 amino acids. The transcript has a single exon.